AUGCUUCCCCGCACUUUUUACUGCCUCGUCGCGCUCUGCUUUGCGGUUUUUGUGGCUGCUGCUCCGAGUCCUCAGGUUGAGUCUCUGGACCCAGAUGCUGAGGAGUUCAUCGAGGUUGAGCCUGAGCCUGAGGUCGAGAUCCAAGGUGGUCCAGGUCCAGGUCAUGGUCAUGGUCAUCACCACCCUCGCCCCAAACGCUGCAGACGUCUUGCUGUACGAAAGGAAUGGCGCGAUUUGAGCAACCGACACAAGCUGCGCUACAUCAACGCGGUCAAGUGCCUGCAGUCCACCCAAGCGCUUAAUGCGACCAUGGACCCCAAGUUCACUCGGUAUGACGAGUUCGUUUGGAGUCAUGUUCAGGUCGCCGAGCAGAUUCACGGUGUUGGUCAAUUCUUGCCAUGGCACAGACACUUUGGCUGGCUUUAUGAGCAAGCGCUUCGCAAUGUAUGCGGAUACCGUGGGCCGUUCCCCUACUGGGACUGGACCCGGGAUACCACUGGUACUGCUCCUAUCCACGACUCUCCCAUCUUUGACACCAUUUAUGGCCUAGGCGGUGACGGCGUCGAAGGAACCUACACUCCACCCACCGACUCAGACGGCUCUACCUACCCUCCCAUGUGGGAGCUCUACAAAGGCUGCGUUGGCAGCGGGCACUUUGCGGGCACGAUCAUGCACGUUGGCCCGGGCAAGCGCUUCAGCGACCAUUGUUUGGUUAGAGGGUACUUUGCGGAGCCUGAGAUACGCGAUCAGAUGACUGCUGCGAAUAUCGCGUUCCUCCUCGGCCAAACCACUUAUGAUGGCUUGCGGAGUAAUAUGGAUGGUCAGCCGUUCUUCCCGUACUGGAGGCUUCAUGACGGUGGACACGGUGCUGUUGGUGGUGACAUGUCGAGUUUCUACAGUAGUCCCAACGAUCCCAUCUUCUUCCCUCACCAUGCUGGUGUAGACCGAAUCUGGUGGGAAUGGCAAAAAGCGGACUUCUCCAACAGGUUGUACCAGAUUAAUGGUCCUGUUUCGCUCAUCCCUCCUCAUGGAAUGGUUACGCUUGAUUACCAGCUUCCGUUUGCUGAUUUCAUCCCGGACGUCACGCUUCGGGAUGCUAUGGAUAUUCGAAGGGAGCCUUACUGCUAUACUUAUGGCUAG
Molecule: messenger RNA, 1140 nt
Organism: Coprinopsis cinerea okayama7#130
Lineage: Eukaryota; Fungi; Basidiomycota; Agaricomycetes; Agaricales; Psathyrellaceae
Exons: 5
Coding region: 1-1140 (379 amino acids)
Molecular function (GO): oxidoreductase activity
Source: RefSeq, a predicted model, not a curated record